Molecule: messenger RNA, 687 nt
Organism: Plasmodium knowlesi strain H
Lineage: Eukaryota; Apicomplexa; Aconoidasida; Haemosporida; Plasmodiidae
Exons: 2
Coding region: 1-687 (228 amino acids)
Source: RefSeq, a predicted model, not a curated record
AUGGACAUAAGGUUUCAGGGCAUAGAGAGUAGGGUUCCGGGGUUAGGGUUUAGGGUUCAGUAUAUAGGAGUAAGAUUCCAGGUUAUAGACAUAAGGUUUCAGGGCAUAAGGAGUAUGGUGAGUGCAUUAAGCACAUUAAAAGAUGAUGAUGAUGUGUCAGAUUCGAACAGUUUAUACUCAUCAGAGGAAGAUAUAAAUAAGACAAAUGUUCGUGCAAAGACAUUAGGAAGUGAUGGACCACAUGUUUCAAGUGUGAGGUAUGGGGACUAUCGUCCUCCCCAUGGAGGAGUAGGUUCCUCCGCCCAUGCGGCACAGUGGAACCAUCCAAGAGAUGCCAAAAAUGUAAAAGAUCAAUUUCGAAGAAUUUGUAAAAGAAUCUUUUGUCGUCGUGCCAUGAAACAUAGAAGUAUAUUAUUAUUAAUAUUGGGUAUGUUGGCCCUUGGUUUAUUUGUUUUGUAUUGUGGAAAAUCUUAUAUACUGAAAUCUCAUUGUGAUAGUAUAAAGGAUUUGGAGACUUGGAAAGACAUUUAUAAGUGGAUCACGGCGAAUACACCGAAUUCAACGUACUCCAUGGUAGGACCGGCUCUGUGCGCACUAUUAGGUCUCCUUAUAGUAGUUAGUUUCCUUGGAUUCCAUUAUUAUAAAGCACGCAAAAAAUACAUCCAAAAAAAAAAAACGAAAUUCUAA